AUGGAGGCACCAGGAUAUCCUGGACGCCCUGCAGCUGCGCCUGCUGCGCCGUAUCGGCCCGACCGUCCUGUGGCGUCACAGUAUGGGCCACCGCAUGGAUCGCAUGGAUCGCAUGGCUAUGGCCCAGUUGCGAUUUCAGCCUAUCCAGGCUACCCUCCACGAUAUGGCCCGCCUCCUGAGGUUCCUUACAGAGAGCCAUCAAGAGCUUCGGACACUUCAAUGGAGAAGCCUGAAAGGAGUGUGCAACGGUCCAAACUUUGCAAAGAGGCAUUUGAAUUCGUGGAUGCAUUGAGGACAGGCCACAUAGAUUGCAGUCAAAACAAAGCAGGUCUUAUGAUGGUUUUCCAGCAGCUUGGAGACCUUCCAAUGCCGAAGGAUGAUUGGUACGUCCGAGUUCUGCCAAAGAAAGAGCUCCAGGUGAUGCCAAAGGAAGAGACGCAAGUGCUGCAAGUGGAGAGAGAAGAAGUCCACUCUCGACCGCCUCGACAGGCCACGGGGUCUGAAAGCAAGGAAGCAGGCAGAAGUUUGACCCAUUCAUCUUCAGCUACAGCGGAGGAACCAGAUGACACCUUGAUUCUGCGAGGUGCCAGUGGUUUGUCCCGGGCAACAGCAGCCAACAUUUCGUCCGAGGUGAUGUUUCCAACCCAUGUUGGACGCUUGGCCAUCUUUGAUGACUACCUCUUUUGCGGCGAUGUUGGAUCUGGUUCUUUCGGCAAAGUGAUGCUUGUGAGGCACAAGAGUACCAAGCAGCUUCGUGCCUGCAAGGUGGUUGCUGUACAAACUGCUCUUCAGAGAGAGUUGAUGGACAACGAGAUCCGGUUGCUGAAGUCAUUGAACCAUCCCCAUAUCAUGAAGAUGCAUGAGGUAUACUUUGAGCAAGCUUCUGACAACGGCCAACUAGCUGGUGGAAACAUCUACCUAGUGACUGAGCUUUGUGAGGGUGGCGAUUUGUUCUCCCGGAUUUUGCAUCAUUAUGAAAGGCUGAAGCAGCCGAUGACGGAGAGUCAUGUGGCCUUCAUGAUGCAGCAGAUCUUGUCUGCCACGAAGUACUGCCAUGACCAGGGUAUCAUCCAUCGGGAUAUUAAGCCUGAGAACAUUCUGUUUGUGGAUCGAACUGCAAGCUCUUCACUCAAGAUCAUUGACUUUGGCCUGGCAAACUUCCAUGAGAAGAUUAGAGAGCAGGCCAAGGAAGUGAAGGUAGCGCGCAGCGGCACCAUGGGCAGACUGGCCCGGAUGCUUCCGUCCGUGAAUGGUCGGCAUCUUAUUCCCUGGCAUGAGCGAAAGCGAGUGAUGCAAAAAGCUGGAACUCCACACUACAUGGCGCCAGAGAUGAUUGAAGGGUCCUAUGACCAAAAAGCCGAUUUGUUUAGCAUUGGAAUCAUUCUUUGUCAGCUCUUCACCGGUUGGCACCCCUUUUAUACGCCAGGCGAUGAUGAGACAGCCGUGCGAGCCAAAAUUUCUAGCCCAGACCCAGUACAGUUUCCAGUGGACAUUUGGGCGCAGGUCUCUCCAGAAGCUUGUGACCUUUGUCGAAAGCUCUUGGAAAAGUCUCCCAAGAAUCGUUUAAGUGCUACACAAGCUUUGAUGCACGAGUGGUUCCGAGAUCCAACGAAGCCAUCCCCCUUCGGAAAUGUGGAAGGCCUAAGUGUCUCCAUUUUCGACGGCCUCAAGCAAUACCAGGCCUACAACAAACUGAAGAGGGCCGUCCUCCAGCUGCUCACCCGCGAGUUGAGCGAGUUUCAGAUUCAGGAACUCCGGGCGAAGUUCAUGGCCCUCGACAAGCAAGGUGAUGGCCUACUGUCUUGCGAGGAGUUGAUUGAGGGGAUGCGCCAUGUUGGCUAUGAAAUGAGUCAGGUGGAGUUGGAACAAAUCAUGGCAGCUUUGGAUGGGAGUGGGAACAAAUGUAUUGGCUACAAAGAGUUUAUUUCUGCAUUGAUAGAGCGACGAGUGAAGUUUGAUCGGCAGCAACUUUUUGAAUGCUUUAAGAAGUUUGACAAGCAGGGCAUUGGUCGCAUCACCUAUCAGGAUGUGAAGAGUGUGAUGUGCAACGCCAUCACUGAAUCUGAAUGGCAGGAAAUCGCAAUUGUCGGAGGCCAACAAGAUUCCAGCAAAAUGCCUGAGCUUACUUUCGAUGAAUUUGUUGCACUCAUGGAGCAGGCCGAUGCGUAA
Cladocopium goreaui is the source of this 2169-nucleotide messenger RNA. The record is from the annotation of a GenBank genome assembly. Lineage: Eukaryota; Dinophyceae; Suessiales; Symbiodiniaceae.